This is a messenger RNA of Aegilops tauschii subsp. strangulata, 765 nucleotides long. Lineage: Eukaryota; Viridiplantae; Streptophyta; Magnoliopsida; Poales; Poaceae. The record is from RefSeq and is a predicted model, not a curated record.
AUGUGUGCUCCAGUUUUUACUGAGCAGGAAUUUACUGCCCUCAGCACCGUGGAUGCAUAUAUCCGAGCCACCCGGGACGGACUUGCUGGAGUUGCUCACCUGUUUUCAAAAGAUAUGCAGGUCCUCAAAGAGAAGAACGAUGCGCUGUCCCAGGAGCUUGAAACAAGCUGGACAAAGCUACAUGCCGCCACCUUAGAGCUAGAGGAAAUGAAGAAAGUCACGAUGACCAGUCUGUUAACCGGGCGACAUGAAGAAGAAGUAUCCGGAUUUCAAGGCGACGUGCUAAAAGAGCUGUCCGUGGUGCAUGAGCGGGCCCGGAAAGCCACGAGAAGGCUUGUCGAGGAGUUCGUCAAGAACGGACCUGUAUUCCGCAAAGGGUUUGUUUUUCUUGCCGACGGGCUGAUGAUCGGAUGCCUCUCGGCCCCGCGCCCCACCCCUCUCUCUCCCCUCUCUCUUUCUCCCUCACCUCACCCGUGCCCGCCGUCCCCGUGCCCGCUGCCCCCACCCCCGGCCACCAUCGCCCCCGACACCCCCGACACCCCACCGCCCCCGCCGCCCCCGACCACCAUCGUCGCCGACGCCCCGGCGCCCCACCCCCGUCGCCGCUCUGCCCCCGACGGCCCGACCACCACCGCCCCCGAUGCCCCCGCCGCCUCGGUGUCCCGGCGCCACGCCGCUCAGGCCGCCCGCCGCCCCGGUGCCCUGCCGCCCGUCGCCGCUCCGCCCCCCGCCGCCAGGCGCCGCUCCGCCCCCUGCAGGUGUUGA